AUGUCCGAUUCCGACGAGCCCAUUGAUCCCAUUGACGAGGGCGGCGAUGAUCUUUUUGGCGAUGAUUCCGAUGCUGGCGACGCGGCACCUUCGCCGGCCAAGCAACAAGUUCUAAACGAUGACGACCUUGCCUCUGACCCAGAUGAAGAUGCGCGACCAAGACAGCGUGGCUAUUCACCAGAACAAGGCCAGGAGAUGCGCGAUGCGAUCGUCUUGGAUGUCACCACAUAUCGCCACCCCAUACCGAAGCCGAGUGAUGGAAUCCUUCGGACAAUGAAGGUACCCGAGUUUAUAUCCUUCCAGCCCGAACAGUACAACUCGGAAACCUUUGAGCCCACAGAAGCCGACAUUGCCAAUGCCAAAUCGGAACGGCCACAAUACGACGUCCGCUUUCGAAGGGACGAGGCUUCAGGCAAACUCGUUAGCAACACCAAUAUUCUUCGCUGGAGCGACGGCUCGGUUACCAUCUCGGUAGGGGGUGAGCAGUACGAGAUUUACAGGAAGCCACUCGCUCCAGCGCCAGGGCAGCCAUACAAUGCGAAGCAGGAUGCGCACCACUACGCUGCAGCUGCGGAGCUCAGCAGCAACCUAUUGAUGACGGUGGGCCACAUCACGGAGCAGUACAGCGUCCGACCCAACAAGUCCAUUGGUGAUGAAGCUAUGGCGUUGCUUACGAAGCGCUUGGCCGCCGAGAAGGGAGGAACUGCGGCCGAUAUGAUCAUCCGACAGACCGAAGACCCCGAACUGGCCAAGCGCAAGGCUGAGCAGCUGGAAAAGGAAAGGAACAAGGCACUCCGGAAACAAGAGAAUGCGAACGCGAAACAGGAGUUCGGGUUGGGCCGCUCCGGCCGUGGCGGUCUGUCCAUUGGUGCUCUCGAGGGCGCUGGCGGCGGCAGGAAGAGGGGUGCCCCUGGCGCGAAGCCCAAACGCCGUCGGCCUGAAUAUGACUCGGAUGACGAUCUGCCCCAAGGUGUAGGACGCCAGGAGAAGUAUGAUUUGGAAGAUGGCUUCCUGGUCGACAGCGACGAGGAGGAGGAGGGUUACGACGAUGGUGAUGACAUCUUGGACGAUGUAGAGGAGAAGCCUAGAAAACGGCACAGGACGGAGGAGGCAUCUGAGGCAGAGGAAGACGCCUCGGGCGACGAGAUUGAGCCCGCGCCCGAGGCAGCAUCACGGAGCAGGCGUCGGAAUGUUGUUGACAGCGACGAUGAAUAA
Emericellopsis cladophorae is the source of this 1215-nucleotide messenger RNA. RefSeq names its product RNA polymerase-associated protein-like protein. Gene Ontology annotation, biological process: transcription elongation by RNA polymerase II; positive regulation of transcription elongation by RNA polymerase II. Lineage: Eukaryota; Fungi; Ascomycota; Sordariomycetes; Hypocreales; Bionectriaceae. Gene Ontology annotation, molecular function: RNA polymerase II C-terminal domain phosphoserine binding. Gene Ontology annotation, cellular component: nucleus; Cdc73/Paf1 complex. The record is from RefSeq and is a predicted model, not a curated record. Bases 1 to 1215 code for a protein of 404 amino acids. The transcript has 2 exons.